ACAGAUCCAAUUUUGGAUGAUGUAGGUGAUGCCUUCAAGCUUAUGGGGGUUAACCUGCAUGAGCUAGAAGAUUAUAUACACAAUAUCGAACCUGUCACUUUCGCACAUCAAAUCCCUUCGUUUCCCGUCAGCAAGAACAAUGUCCUGCAGUUUCCCCAGCCGGGAAGUAAAGAUGCGGAAGAAAGGAAGGAGUACAUCCCUGAUUAUAUGCCACCUAUUGUCUCCUCUCAAGAAGAAGAGGAAGAGGAACAGGUGCCUACCGAUGGAGGUACAUCUGCAGAGGCCAUGCAGGUGCCACUGGAGGAAGAGGGAGAUAUGGAAGAGGACGAGGCGAUUAAUGAUGAGAACUACUUGAGCAAGAGACCGUUAGAAAGUCCUGAUGCUGAGGAAUUUCCACCUGUGAAACGGCCAAAACUUUCUGUUUCUAAAGGGGACACCUUGGACGGAGCUUUGGAACCACGUGAGCCUCUUAGCUCAAUAAAUACUCAAAAAGUACCGCCGAUGCUUUCUCCAGUUCAUGUUCAGGACAAUACAGACUUAGCCCCUCCUUCACCAGAACCGCCGAUGUUGGCUCCCAUUGCAAAAUCGCAAGUGCCAACCCCCAAAACUUUAGAGUCAAAGCCGUUUGUACCCAAAACAAAGUCCAAAACAAGUUCUCCAGGACAGAAGACAAAAUCACCUAAACCUACACCCUCACCAGUGGUAACUGGAAGUCCUAUACGUUCACCAAAAACUGGAUCCAAAGAGAAAAAGUCACCGGGUCGCGCCAAGAGCCCCAAAAGUCCUAAAAGUCCAAAGGUUCCUGCUCAUGUUCCCCAACCACCUGUCAAGCCUGAAACACCAAGUAGAACCCCCCUGGCUGCAUUAAGUGACAAGAUAGGAAAGGAAAACAUUCAAGUAAAACAAGGACAGACGCCACCUGAGCCUGCCACCAAGCCAAAUAUUGAAAACCAGACUAAGAAACUACCAGUAAUGGACAAGACCAUUGAUGACUCAAUCGAUGCUGUGAUUGCUCGUGCCUGUGCAGAACGAGAACCAGAUCCCUUUGAGUUUUCCUCCGGUUCUGAAUCAGAAGGGGAAAUUUUUACCAGUCCUAAAAGACUUUCUAUUUCAGAGACUACAACUCCUAAACCUUCUGUUUCUGCCAAUAAUGCAAAUAAAGCAGGAGCAACUCCAAUACCUCCCUCAGGUGGGACUUCAAGUUCAGACAUUUCAUGGACAAUGGAUGACUCAAUUGAUGAAGUCAUUCGAAAGGCAAACAUGGGGACACCUUCUAAUCCACCUACCAACUUCACUUAUUUCUCCUCUCCUUCUGCUUCACCACCAACUCCAGAACCUCUUCUCAAAGUCUAUGAGGAGAAAACCAAGUUGGCUUCAUCGGUAGAAGUGAAAAAGAAAUUGAAAAAGGAGCUGAAGACAAAAAUGAAGAAGAAAGAAAAACAAAAGGAAAAAGAUAAAGAGAAAAACAAGGAGAAAAACAAGGAGAAGGAAAAGAACAAGGAGAAGGAUAAAGACAAGGAAGGAAACAAGGAAGCGAAAUUUCAGUGGAAGGAACUACUCAAAGAUGAUGAUCUUGAUCCCUAUAAAUUCAAACUAAAGGACUUUGAGGAAGCUGACACGAAAGUAAAGUUGAAAGAUGGCAAUACCAAAAAAGAGAGAGAAAAACAUAAAAAGAAAGAGAAGGAGAAAGGCAAAAAAGACAAGGAUAAGAAAGACAAAGAGAAACUUAAAGAUAAGGGUAAGGAAGAUAAGAUAAAAGCUCCAUCAGCACCUCUUGUGUUACCUCCCAAAGAAAUGUCUUUGCCCUUGUUCAGCACACCAACUGCCAUGAGGCUUCCCAGCAUGUUACCUUCCUUGUCUCCAAUGCUUCCUGACAAACUCUUUGAGGACAAAGAGAAACCAAAAGAGAAGAAGAAGGACAAAAAAGAGAAGAAGAAAAAGAAAGAAAGGGAGAAGGACAAAGAAAAGGAAAAGAAGGAGAAGGAAAAGGAGAGGAAAGAAAGAGAAAAGAAAGAGAAAGAGAAAGAGAAACACAAACAUGAAAAGAUAAAGGUGGAACCAGUUGUUCCAGCUCCAUCACCGGUUAUUCCUCGGCUGACAUUAAGAGUGGGUGCAGGCCAAGACAAGAUAGUCAUCAGCAAAGUGGUGCCAGCUCCAGAGGCCAAAAAUUCUACUCCUGUGAGCCGCCCCAAAACACCUCCACCCGUACCGUCACCAGUACCCGCUCCUGUUCAUGUCACCCCUCCUCCAGCUCCAGCUGCUCCUCCUCCGCAGGCUACUGUCUCACCGGUCCUGAUCCCACCGCCUUCUCCAGCCGUCUCAGCAGCAGGAGGCUCCAAAGCUCCGGUCAGGAGCGUGGUGACCGAGACCGUCAGUACUUACGUGAUCCGCGACGAGUGGGGUAACCAGAUCUGGAUCUGUCCUGGCUGUAACAAGCCAGAUGAUGGCAGUCCAAUGAUAGGUUGUGAUGACUGCGAUGAUUGGUAUCACUGGCCUUGCGUUGGGAUUACGACUGCACCCCCGGAAGAGAUACAAUGGUUCUGCUCCAAGUGCGCCAACAAAAAGAAAGACAAAAAACACAAGAAGAGGAAGCACAAGGCGCACUGA
This is a messenger RNA of Charadrius vociferus (killdeer), 2607 nucleotides long. It is a transcript of the gene TAF3, whose product is annotated as TAF3 RNA polymerase II, TATA box binding protein (TBP)-associated factor, 140kDa. Lineage: Eukaryota; Metazoa; Chordata; Aves; Charadriiformes; Charadriidae. Gene Ontology annotation, cellular component: transcription factor TFIID complex. The transcript is spliced from 6 exons. The coding region runs from base 43 to 2607 and encodes 854 amino acids. The record is from RefSeq and is a predicted model, not a curated record.